AUGAUAGCACUCAAUAUCUUUAAGUCUGCUUCUGGAUUUGCUUCUCUUUUUCAAAAACGUGGAAUGCAUUCUCUUCAAAAUACCCUUCUCUUUGAACUUUUAAGGGAAAAUGCUAAUUACAAUAAUGAGGACGAUGGAAAGCACCAAAUGGCUAGUAGACUUCGUUCUAAGAAGGUCCUAAUUGUGCUUGAUGACAUAGAUGAUAAAGAUCAUUAUUUGGAGUAUUUAGCAGGUGAUCUUGAUUGGUUUGGUAAUGGCAGUAGAAUUAUUGUAACAACUAGAGACAAGCAUUUGAUUGGGAAGAAUGAUAUAAUAUAUGAAGUGACUGCACUACCUGAUCAUGAAGCCAUUCAAUUGUUCUAUCAACAUGCUUUCAAAAAAGAGGUUCCAGAUGAGUGUUUUAAGGAGCUUUCAUUGGAGGUAGUAAAUCAUGCUAAAGGCCUUCCUUUAGCCCUCAAAGUGUGGGGUUCUUCCUUACAUAAGAGGGAUAUAACUGUGUGGAAAAGUGCUAUAGAGCAAAUGAAAAUUAAUCCUAAUUCAAAAAUUGUUGAAAAGCUGAAAAUUAGUUAUGAUGGAUUAGAGUCCAUGCAACAAGAGAUGUUCCUAGAUAUAGCAUGCUUCUUCCGAGGGAGACAAAAAGAUUACAUCAUGCAAGUUCUCAAGAGUUGUCAUUUUGGAGCUGAAUAUGGAUUGGAUGUCUUAAUUGAAAAAUCUCUUGUGUUCAUCUCUGAAUAUAAUCAGGUUGAAAUGCAUGACUUAAUACAGGAUAUGGGUAAAUAUAUAGUGAAUUUUAAAAAAGAUCCUGGAGAACGUAGCAGACUAUGGCUCGCCGAGGAUGUCGAAGAAGUGAUGAACAACAAUGCAGGGACCAUGUCAGUGGAAGUAAUUUGGGUUCAUUAUGAUUUUGGCCUAUACUUUAGCAAUGAUGCCAUGAAAAAUAUGAAAAGGCUUAGGAUAUUACACAUAAAGAGGUAUCUGUCCAGUACUAGCCAUGAUGGUUCCAUUGAGUAUCUGCCCAACAACUUGCGUUGGUUUGUCUUGGAUGACUAUCCUUGGGAGUCAUUGCCAUCUACAUUUGAUCUCAAAAUGCUUGUUCACCUUGAACUCUCGCGUAGUUCACUGCAUUAUUUAUGGAUGGAAACAAAGCAUUUGCCGUCUCUACGGACGAUAAAUCUCACGGGCUCUGAAAGCCUGAUGCGAACACCAGAUUUCACGGGGAUGCCAAAUUUGGAGUAUUUGGAUCUGUCUUUUUGUUUUAAUCUUGAAGAGGUUCACCAUUCCUUGGGAUGUUGCAGCAAACUCAUUCGGUUAGAUUUGAGGGGGUGUCAAAGCCUUGAGAGGUUUCCAUGUGUUAACGUGGAAUCUCUUCAGCAUUUGGAUUUACCAGGUUGCUCAAGUUUAGAGAAAUUUCCAGAAUUCCGCGGGAGAAUGAAGCUGGAGACACCGAUUCACAUGAGAUCUGGGAUAAGUGAACUACCAUCAUCUAGUUUUCACUACCAGACUCGUAUUACCUGCCUAGAUUUGAGCGAUAUGGAAAACCUUGUAGUUCUUCCAAGCAGCAUCUGUAGGCUGAAAAGUUUGGUUCAAUUAUAUGUGUCUGAUUGCUCAAGCCUGGAAAGUUUGCCAGAAGAGAUAGGGGAUUUAGACAACUUGGAGGUGCUUUAUGCCAGUGAUACUCUAAUUUCACGACCUCCGUCUUCCAUCGUACGCUUGAACAAACUUAACAGCUUGAGCUUUAGGUGCUCCGGAGACAUCGAAGUGCACUUUGAGUUCCCUCCAGUGGCUGAAGGAUUAUGGUCAUUGAAAGAUCUGGAUCUCAGUUACUGCAAUCUAAUAGAUGGAGGACUUCCGGAAGACAUUGGAUCCUUAUCCUCUUUAAAAUAUUUGAAUCUCAAUGGAAAUAAUUUUGAGCAUUUGCCUCGAAGCAUAGCCCAACUUGGUGCUCUUCGAUCCUUAGACUUAUCAUAUUGCGAGAGGCUUACACAGCUACCAGAAAUUCCCCCUGAAUUAAAUGAAUUGCAUGUAGAUUGUCAUAUGGCUAUGAAAUUUAUCCAUGAUUUAGUAACAAAGAGAAAGAAACUACAGAGGGUGAAACUUGAUGAUGCACGCAAUGAUUCUAUAUAUAAUUUGUUUACUCAUGUCCUGUUUCAGAAUAUCUCUUCCUUAAGGCAUGACAUCUCUGCUUCAGAUUCCUUGUCCGAAAGUGUGUUUACCAUUGUGCAUCCUUAUAAUAAGAUCCCAAAUUGGUUCCUCCAACAAGGAAGGGAUAGAAGUGUAUCAGUCAAUUUGCCUGAAAAUUGGUACAUACCUGAUAAAUUCUUGGGAUUUGCUCUAUGUUACGAUGGCAUCUUAAUUGACACCAUAGCUCAAUUGAUUCCCGUAUGUGAUGACGGGAUGUCGUGGAUGACCCGGAAACUUGCUUUAUCCAACCAUUCAGAAUGUGAUACAGAAUCAUCCGACAAUUCAGUAAAGGAUAUACAUUUCUUCGCUACAUUUUUUGAUAUUCAUUUUUUGUUGGUACCUCUUGCUGUCUUAUGGGAUACAUCUAAGGCAAAUGGAAAAACACCAAAUGACUAUGGAGUUAUUAGGCUAUCUUUUUCUGGAGAAAUGAAGGAGUAUGGACUUCGUUUGUUGUAUAAAGAAGAAGCUGAGGCUGAGGCCUUGUCACAAAUGAGGGAAAAUAACAAUGAACCAACAGAUCAUUCCACUGGCAUAAGGAGGACCCGAUAUAACAAUAGUGAACAUCAUUACUCGGUGACCAAUGAAGCCAGUUCCUCCUCCUCUUCUAAGAAACAACGGUCACAUUUCUAAUAUUCGUUGGAUUUUAGCUCAAAUACUGUUGAUAUCAGUAAAGGCACGCUUAAAGAUCGCUUAAGUCCCGAAGUGAGGCGCAAAACAUGUUGAGCGCUUCGCCUCGCUUAGAUGGCUCUUCAGUGUCGUCAUCAAGGCUCUAAGGUAUAUUUUUCCUUGACAAUGAGCGUAACCCUGAAGAGGCUACACCAAAUAAUUAAUAUUUCACUUAUCGUAAUUCUUUUUUUCCAAUUUCUGUGUCCAUAUAUUUGUUAUUCAUGCGUAUAAUUAUUAAUGUUGGACUGCACCUACAUAUUUGUGUUUUUUUCUCCGUUUGUGCCUUUCUUCAAUAUAAAGCCCCCGCUUUAUUUGCGCUUAAACCCCAACGGACCUUAGAGCUCUUUUACACUUUUC
Messenger RNA from Nicotiana tabacum (common tobacco), 3204 nucleotides. Its product is annotated as TMV resistance protein N-like. Gene Ontology annotation, molecular function: protein binding; ADP binding. Gene Ontology annotation, biological process: defense response. Lineage: Eukaryota; Viridiplantae; Streptophyta; Magnoliopsida; Solanales; Solanaceae. The record is from RefSeq and is a predicted model, not a curated record.